AUGCCCAGCGAUGCGCAAGCCCCCGUGAAGCUCUCGUUGCCCCUUGAAUUCCAGCAAGACAUCUUCAAAGAGCUGCGCGAAGAGGAUGAGCUCGUCCUCCUCGCGCGCGGCCUCGGCCUUCUGCGCAUAGUCACAAACCUGCUUCACUCAUACGAUGCCGUCGGAAACAACCUCAUUCUGCUCGUCGGCGCCGACGAGCGCGAGAAUGUGUGGAUUGGCGAGGCGCUCGCGGAGCACGCGGCAGUUAGCCAGGCUCCGAAGUGCAGGGGGCUGAGCUUGGUGAAUACAGACUUGAUGAGCGUGGGUACACGUGAGAAGAUGUAUGCGCAGGGCGGAAUCUUCAGCGUCACGUCGCGGAUUCUCAUUGUAGACUUUCUGUCCGGCCUGCUGAAUCCCGAGACGGUGACGGGCGUGGUUGUGCUGCAUGCUGAGAAGGUGGUUGCAACAUCACUUGAGGCGUUCAUCCUCAGGAUAUACCGGCAGAAGAACAAGGCAGGCUUCCUGAAGGCUUUCUCGGACACGCCGGAGCCGUUCACCAUGGGCUACUCGCCGCUCACGAACAUGAUGAAGAACCUCUUCCUGCAAAAGCCAGCUCUGUACCCGCGGUUUCACGUCUCGGUCGCCAACUCGCUCGAGGGACGGAAGAAGGCCGAAGUCAUCGAGCUGGAGGUGCCGAUGACAGACGCCAUGCAGGACAUACAGAACGCGGUGCUCGAGUGUGUUGAGGCCAGCAUCAGCGAGUUGAAGAAAGCAAAUCCGGGACUCGAGGUCGAAGACUGGACGCUGGACAGCGCAUUACACAAGAACUUCGACCUGAUUAUCAGGCGCCAGCUCGACCCGGUCUGGCAUCGCACGACGUUCAAGACACGGCAAGUCGUUCGCGAUCUGUCGCUGCUUCGGACAAUUCUGCAUGCCUUGCUCACUUACGAUGCUGUGAACUUCAACAAGUAUCUUGACACCGUCCUGGCAGCUUCACAGCCACCGCCGGGGUCGACGAAACAGAAUCAGUCGCCCUGGCUCUUCCUCGACGCGGCGGAUACUAUCUUCAGCACUGCGAAGCGGAGGGUGUACACGGGCAAAGUCACCAAUGCAGAGCUUGCGAGGGACGCCAACAUCGCCCCCGAAUCGCUCGAGCCUGUUCUCGAGGAGUUCCCGAAGUGGACACAGCUCGCAGAGAUACUCCAGGAAAUCGAACAGGAUGCUUACUUCAAUCCCACACCUCAGGACAGCUCGAACGGAUCUAUCUUGAUCAUGUGUGGUGACCACGGCACCUGCUCACAGCUGAGAGAAUACCUUCAGACCAUGUAUGUCAGGUCUGAGGAGAGCACGAACGAGGACGAAGAAGAUGGGGAGCCUUCCGGCAGGUUCAUGAUGAGGCGAAAGCUUCGCAACUAUUUGUCCUGGAAGCGCGACUUCAGCAAGGUCAGCUCUACUCUCUUUCAGGAGAAUCAGAAAGCCAUCAACGGCAGCACCGACCAAAAAGUCCAAAGUGGCAGAACCUCAGGUAAACCUCCGCCUAACAAGCGGCGGCGCAUUAGAGGAGGCGGAAACACUGUGACUUCGACUCGAAAUGAUUUCGGUGCUGUACGCACAGCUGGCGACAAGGAUGCCCACAUUGCGAACCUCAUGGCUGAGCUGCAGCCUACCGAACUAGAAGCUGCCCAAAAGCCAGGCGAUGUCGGCUAUGAUCCCCUCGACAACAUGGAAGACUACUACGAGCUCUUCUCCAUGGACUCGACGGUCAUCAUCCACCCCUACUCCGGCGAUCUCGACGAACACAUCCUCGAAGAAACCAAGCCACGCUACGUAGUCAUGUACGAGCCAGACGCCGCUUUUAUCCGGCGCAUCGAAGUCUACCGCUCAUCCCACACCGACCGCACCGUCAAAGUGUUCUUCAUGUACUACGGCGGCAGUGUCGAAGAGCAACGCUAUCUUUCCGCCGUGCGCCGCGAGAAAGACGCCUUCACGCACCUCAUCAAAGAACGCGCAAACAUGGCUCUCACCCUGAACACCAACGCCAACCUCGCCCCGGAGGAGUCGUUCCUGCGAACCAUCAAUACCAGGAUAGCAGGCGGCGGGCGUCUAAGCGCAACAACAGAGCCGCCCAGGGUGAUUGUGGACGUGCGCGAGUUCCGCUCCUCGCUCCCCUCUCUGCUGCACGGCCGCGCCAUGGUCAUCGUCCCGUGCAUGCUGACGGUCGGCGACUACGUGCUGUCGCCGCAGAUCUGCAUCGAGCGCAAAUCCGUGCGCGACCUGAUCGGCUCCUUCGCCAACGGGCGGCUAUACAACCAAGUCGAGUCCAUGACGGAGCACUACAAGCACCCGAUGCUGCUGAUCGAGUUCGACGCAAACAAAUCCUUCACCCUCGAGCCCUUUGCGGACUUCACCUCCAACAAUGCGAGCGGGCUCGCGGCGACCCCGGAUCUGCAGGGCAAGCUCGUCAUGCUCACCCUCGCGUUUCCGAAGCUGAGGAUCAUCUGGAGCAGCAGUCCGUACCAGACGGCUGAGAUAUUUGCCGAGCUGAAGAAACAGCAGGAUGAGCCUGAUCCGCUCAAAGCGGUCAGUUUGGGCUUGGAUCCGAGCACGGGCGGUGAUGAUCUGAGGAGCUUCAAUCAGACGACGCAGGAUAUGCUGAGGACGUUACCAGGCGUGAAUGAGAGUAUCGUGACAACACUCAUGCUGCGGGUUGAGAACCUCGAGGAGCUGGCGAACAUGCUGGAGAGGGAGAUUUGUUGGCUGAUUGGAACGGAUGUUGGAAGACGAGUGUAUCGUUUCUUCAACAGGAGUGUGUACGAGGAUGUGCAGCUGCCGACUUUCAAUUAA
Messenger RNA from Didymella exigua CBS 183.55, 2823 nucleotides. RefSeq names its product DNA repair endonuclease XPF. The transcript has 2 exons. Gene Ontology annotation, biological process: double-strand break repair via homologous recombination; nucleotide-excision repair involved in interstrand cross-link repair; resolution of meiotic recombination intermediates. Bases 1 to 2823 code for a protein of 940 amino acids. Gene Ontology annotation, cellular component: nucleotide-excision repair factor 1 complex. Gene Ontology annotation, molecular function: single-stranded DNA binding; single-stranded DNA endonuclease activity; damaged DNA binding. The record is from RefSeq and is a predicted model, not a curated record. NCBI's taxonomy places the organism in Eukaryota, Fungi, Ascomycota, Dothideomycetes, Pleosporales, Didymellaceae.